UGCGGUCUCCCCUCCUGAUCCGUCUCGCGCUGUGCGGCUUCGCUGGCUGGUUACUAAGGCAACGGGCGAGUGACGCGUCGAGUCGGGCGCCCGCCAUUGGUUGUGCGAUCGGGCGAUGGCGGCGGUCCGGGUGUCGCGCGCUGGGGUUGUCCUUGUCGCUGCGUGCGCGGCUUUCUCAGUCUGCUGCGGCGCUGCGCGCGAGAGGAAAGAGGAGGGCAGCAGCUGCAAGCGCGAGCUCCUUCAGGCACGUCCAGCGGUGUAGAAAAACAAACUUGAAAAUGCUGUCAAGACUCUUUCGAAUGCAUGGCCUUUUUGUAGCCUCUCAUCCAUGGGAAGUCAUUGUGGGGACUGUGACUCUCACCAUCUGUAUGAUGUCCAUGAAGAUGUUCACUGGCAAUGAUAAGAUCUGUGGCUGGAAUUAUGAAUGCCCAAAACUUGAAGAAGACGUUCUGAGCAGUGACAUCAUAAUCCUGACAAUCACGCGCUGUAUAGCAAUCCUUUAUAUAUACUUCCAGUUUCAGAAUCUAAGGCAGCUUGGAUCAAAAUAUAUUUUGGGUAUUGCUGGCCUCUUCACAAUCUUCUCAAGUUUUGUUUUCAGUACAGUGGUGAUUCACUUCCUAGAUAAAGAAUUGACAGGCUUGAAUGAAGCGUUACCAUUUUUCCUGCUUCUGAUUGACCUUUCCAGAGCCAGUGCAUUAGCCAAAUUUGCACUCAGUUCCAACUCACAGGAUGAAGUAAGAGAAAAUAUUUCACGGGGAAUGGCAAUUCUAGGUCCUACAUUUACGCUUGAUGCCCUUGUUGAGUGUCUUGUGAUUGGUGUUGGUACUAUGUCAGGAGUGCGACAGCUUGAAAUCAUGUGCUGCUUUGGCUGCAUGUCUGUUCUUGCCAACUACUUUGUCUUCCUGACUUUCUUUCCAGCAUGUGUCUCCUUGGUAUUAGAGCUUUCUCGUGAAAGUCGUGAGGGGCGUCCCAUAUGGCAACUUAGUCAUUUUGCCCGUGUUUUAGAAGAAGAAGAAAACAAACCAAACCCUGUAACUCAGAGGGUUAAAAUGAUUAUGUCUCUAGGUCUGGUUCUUGUUCAUGCUCACAGUCGCUGGAUAGCAGAACCAUCUGCUCAAAACAGUACAGCAGAAAAUUCAGUGGGAAUGGAUGAAAAUGCACCAAAGAGAAUUGAACCUAAUGUUUCUCUAUGGCAAUUUUAUCUUUCUAGAAUGGCCAGUUUGGACAUUGAGCAAGUAAUCACUCUUGGUUUAGCUCUUCUUCUUGCUGUGAAAUACAUCUUCUUUGAACAGACAGAGACGGAGUCCACGCUCUCACUGAAGAACCCCAUAACCUCUCCCUUGAUAGUUCAGAAAAAGAUUCCUGAUAACUGCUGCAGAAAACAAUCUGUACUUGUAAAAAAUCAUCAGAAAUCCAGCACAGUAGAAGAGGCUGUAAUUUCCAGAGAGAGAAAAGUUGAAGUAAUAAAACCUGCAUUAGCAGAGCCAUCAGCCAAGGCUACAUUUGUGGUUGGUAGUUGCAUCCCUAUGGAAACUUCUUCUCUCCUUAAUAGAAAGGAGCCUGAAAUUGAAUUGCCCAAAGAGCCACGCUCCACUGAAGAAUGUUUAUGUAUACUUGGAAAUGCAGAGAGAGGUGCAAAAUUCCUCACUGAUGCAGAAGUUAUCAACCUAGUCAGUGCUAAGCAUAUUCCUGCUUACAAAUUGGAAACUUUGAUGGAAUCUCAGGAACGUGGUGUAUCUAUUCGCAGACAGAUGUUAUCUCAGAAGCUCCCUGAACCUUCAGCCCUACAAUAUCUUCCUUACAGGCAUUACAAUUAUUCUUUGGUAAUGGGAGCUUGCUGUGAAAAUGUGAUUGGAUACAUGCCCAUCCCUGUAGGUGUAGCUGGGCCACUUUUCCUGGAUAGCAAAGAGUUUCAAGUUCCAAUGGCAACAACAGAAGGCUGUCUGGUAGCAAGCACAAACAGAGGGUGCAGAGCAAUACGUCUUGGUGGAGGAGCCAAUAGCCGUAUUCUAGCAGAUGGGAUGACUCGAGGACCAGUUGUAAGAUUACCCUCUGCCUGCCAGGCUGCAGAAGUGAAGGCUUGGCUUGAAAACUCUGAAGGGUUUAAAAUAGUCAAAGAUGCAUUUGACAGCACAAGUAGGUUUGCUCGUCUGCAAAAGCUUCACAUCAGUCUGGCUGGUCGUAACCUUUAUAUCCGUUUUCAGUCUGAAACAGGGGAUGCAAUGGGAAUGAACAUGAUCUCAAAAGGUACCGAAAAGGCACUUGCGAGACUGCAAGAAGAGUUUCCUGAUCUCCAGGUUCUAGCUAUUAGUGGUAACUAUUGUACAGACAAAAAGCCUGCUGCCAUAAAUUGGAUAGAAGGCAGAGGGAAGUCUGUUGUCUGCGAAGCAGUCAUUCCAGCCAAGGUGGUCAGAGAAGUAUUGAAGACUACUACAGAAGCUAUGGUUGAGGUGAAUAUAAACAAAAAUUUGGUGGGCUCUGCGAUGGCUGGUAGCAUAGGUGGCUAUAACGCCCACGCAGCAAACAUUGUCACAGCUAUCUACAUUGCUUGUGGACAGGAUGCAGCACAGAAUGUGGGCAGCUCUAACUGCAUCACUCUGAUGGAGUCAACAGGUCCCACAAAUAAAGAUCUGUAUAUCAGCUGCACAAUGCCCUCUAUAGAAAUUGGAACAGUUGGUGGAGGGACCAACUUGCUACCACAGCAAGCCUGUUUGCAGAUGUUAGGGGUCCAGGGUGCAAGUCAAGACAAUCCUGGUGAAAAUGCACGUCAGCUUGCUAAAAUUGUAUGUGCUACAGUAAUGGCAGGGGAAUUAUCAUUAAUGGCAGCACUGGCAGCUGGACAUCUAGUCAAAAGCCACAUGAUUCACAAUAGGUCAAAAAUAAAUCUACAAGAUCUUCAAGGAACCUGCAUCAAGAAAGCAGCUUGAACAUCAGAGGUGCGUUGAAGUGAACCAUUGCCAUAGCAACUGACCAGGAGUAAAGAAUAAUAUAUAUUUAUGAAUUUUAGAAGGCAGUCUUCAGUACAAGGAUUUUUGUGGAAAAUAAUUGAGAAGAUCAGCAGACUUGUGAUCAGUGAAACUCCUCCUUAUGACUGACUUUCUUCAGCAGCUAAAAAUUACUUCCUUUAUGGAGAUCCCAGAUGUCUUGAACAUGGCUUUAGCGAGUUUUUGAUAUUUCUCUUACUCUGCGCAUGCUCUUCUGAAGGGUCAGCUUUAUGUCAUUAAGGAUUGAGGGUAUUUUGACUAGUGAACUCCCAGUUAUGAUUGAGAUGGAAAACAAGUUCUGUAGUGUAAUUUGUUGUAUGUUUAAAAAAAUGAUUUGGCUAAAAUUGGUUUGUAUGUAAUGUUCCUUGUGAUUUUUGUUUUCUGGUUAAAAAAGUAGGUUUUAAAUAUAAAGUAAUAGCAGCCUAAUUGCUUCCAUGAACUCCUGAUUUUAAUUUUGUUUGUUCAAGUUUUAAGCUUAGGUCUUGGGUUAUGAGAUAAUUUUAUUGAGUCUCACAUUAAUCUGUAGAAACGAUCUAUUUAUAGUACUUCACUUGCUGCUGUUCCACUUAACUAUUAGCUCCCUGAGUUGAAUCAUUUUUUCCUUUAAGGAAAAUCUGUUGCUACAACGUGCAGAAAUGUUUGACAUUCUUUAAUAGGGGUAUGAAACCACUGCGUUCAACUGUCUGGGCAUUUUGUUCAGAGAGAAGUACUGUAUCAUGACUUUCUAAAACUUUCAUGAUACAGACAUAGAAACGAUUACACAUCAGGCAGGUUAGAGCUUUGAUCACAUUAAUACAGUUUUUUACAUAACUCUUUCUGUAAGUAGCAAGGGAUUCAAGUGAAUGAAUCAACAGAUGUUUACACUUUUAAAAUCUCAUCUUUUUAAAGUACAGUGCGUUUGCACAUUAAUAAUUUUUGGUGUUUGACACUUCUUUCCCAGGGAUAGGUGUUUGACCUCUGCUUAACUUGGAGAUGUAAUAAAGCCAGAAAAAUCAAGUGUCUUUAAUGUUCCAGUUGGUUUUUAUGUUUGAUUCUUUUUAUGUUUUCUUUUGUGGAAAAAAAAACAAAA
Molecule: messenger RNA, 4053 nt
Organism: Terrapene triunguis (Three-toed box turtle)
Lineage: Eukaryota; Metazoa; Chordata; Testudines; Emydidae
Gene: HMGCR
Product: 3-hydroxy-3-methylglutaryl-CoA reductase
Exons: 20
Coding region: 279-2927 (882 amino acids)
Biological process (GO): sterol biosynthetic process; isoprenoid biosynthetic process; coenzyme A metabolic process
Cellular component (GO): peroxisomal membrane; endoplasmic reticulum membrane
Molecular function (GO): NADP binding; hydroxymethylglutaryl-CoA reductase (NADPH) activity; protein binding
Source: RefSeq, a predicted model, not a curated record